Molecule: messenger RNA, 5859 nt
Organism: Xenopus tropicalis (tropical clawed frog)
Lineage: Eukaryota; Metazoa; Chordata; Amphibia; Anura; Pipidae
Product: LINE-1 reverse transcriptase homolog
Exons: 2
Coding region: 1853-4807 (984 amino acids)
Biological process (GO): RNA-templated DNA biosynthetic process; DNA biosynthetic process
Molecular function (GO): DNA-directed DNA polymerase activity; catalytic activity; nucleotidyltransferase activity
Source: RefSeq, a predicted model, not a curated record
AAAAUCAAACCAAAACAAGCAACAGAGGAAUUUUAGUGUUUCAUAAUGCUUGUGUUCCUAACUCAUUUUGCACCACUGGGUACAUUAUCAGUGAGAGAGGUGUAGUAUCUCGGAGGAAUAUCCCUUUUAUACUCUCUAACCUAUGCAUCUUGCAAGAAAUUUAAAAUGCAGGCUGCAAGUUUAAAGAUAUAUUAAAGCCCAUAAUUGCAAAUUUAUCCAUCUUAAUAGACAUAAACCAGCUUUUAUACUCAUAGUCAACAAUUGUAAGGUUUUGUUCAUAAAAUGUGUGUAGUAGUACAAAAUGUGAAUGAUAGAGCAAUAAAUAAUAUGAACUAUGAACUAUAAUGAACUAUGAGUCCAUUAUAGAAGGACAGGGGGAAAUCUAUUUUCCCUCUCUCCCUUCUGGUCGUGCUUGCUCUCAUGUAAGAGCUUGGUGGAUGGUGGGGGGUUCCCUGGCUCCCCCGCAGGGUCUGCUUCCUCUAUAAUUAUACUACUGUGGAUUGUACAUUCAUCAACACUUUGAGCUGAGAUACUAUAAGAAGCUCAGUCAUAACACCAGGGUAAGUAAAAGUUUACAAUAAUUUAUCUCACCUUUUUGACUUUUCAUUAACUAACACUUAAGCUAUCCUUAUACACCUGCACACAUACUAUACAUAGUUUUUGUUCUGCCCCUUUCCACACAAUGAGGUUAUUCUGUUAAUGGUAAAAUAUCAUUCUAAAUGAGUUUAUGCGCAGAAGGCUUCAACGUAAACAACACUUUUUAUGAGAUCUGUUCAGUCUUUAACACCAGUGCUUACAUAUUUUAUUGUUCUAACAUUCAUUAUCAGUGCAGAGAGGCACAUUGCGUACCAGGCUUAUUGUGUGCCUAUAUAAAGCAAUGUAAUCUGGAGGCAGGGCUGAAAUUCCAGAGCUGGAAGAAGAUUGGAUAAAACCAACAUGUGACCUGUAUCAUCCACUGUAAACUGAACUAAAGUAGGAAGCAAACGUGGAUCAAGUAUCUACCGCCCUGCGGUUUCAAUCACUGAAUCUUUAACUAAUGCUUUUCAGAUUCAGGAUAACAUGAAUUCUGUCUAACAUGUAAGCCAUGAUGUCAGAUGAUGAAAUGAACUUCUGAACAGGAAACUACUAUGGAGGACGACAAUAAACACAAAACACUAUUGUCAGAUAGCAGAUCGGUGGGUAAUCUUAAAAAGACAUGGCAGAGCUGGGCUGAAGAACGUAUGGAGUAUCAGAGGCUUAACCCUUUUAGCAAUGCAGUUCUGCCAGAUACAACCAGGCUGGAUAUAGAGCACCCUGAGUAUGGGAGACCAAAGGCAGGCACUCAUACAGAAGAAAGGGGCAAAGAUGCCCACAAACAUUUGAACAAAGAGUUGGAAGAACUUUGCCUUAUUAUAAAAAAUAUUGGAAUAUUGGGAGAAGAUGGAAAUACAAGGGUUACAUUUGGGAGGCUAUUCGAAACAUAUGUCACUAUUUCCAACAAACUAGUUGGGGUGCUGAUAAGAGGGAGAAAGCAUGGGCUGCUGCACUUUGAAGGAGAAAUGCUUUGGCAAGGAAGAGAUGAUCAUGCAGUCAUCACCUUGGUAGAAUAAUAGGGUGUGCUGUUUUCUCAAUAACAGCAUUAGAGAAUGUAACAUUUAUAUAAUAUCUUGACCUUUGAUUUAUCCACCAGGUCUGCUGGUUAGCCAGCCUUCCUGGAGUUCAUACAUUCCUGAGUGGGUUCAGCUGCACUCAUGCUUUUGUCUUCUUCAGUGGGUAGAAAUUAGAGGUUUACAAUUUAAUAUGAAGCUCUUUUGUAAAUGCAAAAUAACGACGGACAUCGCUCACGGCAAGGCCAUCUCAAAUCUAGCGCAAUAUGGCUAAGAUCUCAGUGACCUCUUGGAAUAUAAGAGGGCUUAAUUCUAAAUUCAAAAGGAGUCUCAUGUUUACCUACCUAAAGAGGUACCCUCCCUCUAUUCUCCUACUGCAGGAGACCCACCUUACGGGCCAAAAAAUACUAGCACUUAAAAAACCCUGGGUGGGAUGGCACUACCAUUCUACUUAUUCCUCCUACUCCAGAGGAGUUUCAAUACUAAUACGUAAAGGGGUUCCAUUCGAAUUCAUCAAGCUACAUACAGACUACUAUGGUAGAUUCAUGAUUCUUCAUGGUCUCCUAGCUCAUAAACCCAUAACAAUUGUUAAUAUGUAUAUACCACCGCCGUUUGCGAUGUCCGUCCUAGAUCAAGUUGUUUCUAAGCUGGCAGAGUUCCCCAUAAGUCCAUUUCUCAUCAUGGGUGACUUUAAUAACUGCAUGAAUCCCUCUCUAGAUAGAUCUAAAAUAGAACCCAACACAUCUACCAGACUUGCGGGAUGGGCAGAUGCGCUACACCUUACAGAGGUUUGGAGGUGGAAAAAUCCCACAGCGAGAGUUUUCUCCUGCCAUUCUCUCACCCACAAAUCCCUCUCAAGAAUUGAUCUGGCUUUUACUUCUGCCGAUCUAUUGCCCAUGGUUGAUACAAUACAAUAUCUACCGCAAGCCCUGUCAGACCACUCCCCACUUAGCCUCUCCUUCCGCUGGAACCCAUCUCAGGUAGACAGAUUAUGGCGGUUGAGUCCUUUAUGGCUCAAAAAUGACGUAGUUGCUGCUCAGAACCAAAAUGCAUACACAGAAUACUGGGAAUUAAACGAUAAAUCAGCUUCACCACCAACGCUAUGGGAUGCCUCUAAGGCAGUUAUGAGGGGUGAACUAAUAGCAGUAAUAUCCCAAGUGAGAGAGGAAAAAAAGGAACACUUAAACGAGGCAGAGAAAACUCUUAUUGCAGCAGAAGCUACACAUACCCAAAAUCCUACAGAGCACACAUAUGAACAGCUUCUGUCUGCAAGAAGUUCCCUUAGUCGGGCUACUGUCUCACUAACAAGAAAGGCAGUGCUAUAUCAAAAUCAACGCAUUUUUGAGCAGGGGGACAAGAUUAGUAAACUUCUAGCCUACCUGUCUAAACCCCAGAACAACUCUACAGCAAUAUCCCACAUUCGCCAAGAUGACGGCACACUUACCACAGAACCUAAAACCAUUGCACAACAAUUUGCCUCCUACUAUAAAAACCUAUACACAACUACAGUCACCUACACUAAGGCACAACUAAUACAAUACCUAGCAAGCAUCCCUAUUCCAAAAUUAACCCCAGCAGAUAGGGCAUACCUAGAUGCCCCAAUUACAAGGCAAGAAAUUGCCGACGCAAUUGCCACCCUUCCCCCCAAUAAGACCCCAGGUCCAGAUGGACUACCAUCCAACUGGUAUAAGGCACUAUCUGAAAAUAUUCCCACUAAACUACUAGAAACUCUGCAAUAUGCUUAUGAUAACCAAGCGCUACCCGCCUCCUUUGCUGAGGCGCUAAUAGUGGUCAUUCCGAAGCCGGGUAAAGAUCCUUCCCUCUGCUCCUCAUACCGCCCCAUUUCUCUAAUCAACACAGAUGCCAAAAUUCUGGCGGUGAGGCUCCAACGGGUGGUUCCUGACCGUGUACAUCCUGAUCAAUCAGGCUUUAUGCCCGGGAGAUCCACUGACAUUAAUCUAAGGAGACUCUUUACCAACCUACAAAUCCCUCACUUAGAGACGGGCACCAGAGCUGUGGCCUCCCUUGACUCCGCCAAAGCUUUUGACUCAAUUGAAUGGGGAUACCUAUGGGAGGUCCUGUCCGACUUCGGCUUUGGCCAAUCAUUUUUAAAGUGGAUCAAGCUGUUACACCAACGUCCCACAGCAAGAGUCAGAGUAAAUGGGAUUACAUCUCUCCCAUUCUCUCUGGAAAGAGGGACUCGUCAAGGCUGUCCUCUCUCACCAAUAUUAUUUGCCCUAGCAAUAGAGCCCCUAGCCAUACUGAUCAGAAACACCCCGGGUAUUAAGGGCCUUACGUACGGCAAUAUCAAAGAAAAAGUAUCACUAUAUGCAGAUGACCUACUAGUAUAUCUUGUAGAUCCCAGGGAUUCGCUGACCUCUCUGUUGCAACUAGUGGACAACUUUGGCCACUAUUCCGGUUUGCGAAUCAACUGGGAUAAAUCAAUCCUUUGUCCUGUAGAUCCGCUUCAACCACAACCCGUAGUACCCAAUAUACCUCUGAAGUGGGCCAACCAAUUUAAAUACUUGGGGGUCUGGAUAACUGUGGAUUUUACUAAAUACAUGUCACUCAACCUAGACCCCUUACUUUCAGAUCUUAAAACCCGACUGGCACAAUGGUCCAAGCUACCACUCUCACUCUGGGGCCGCAUAAAUAUAAUAAAAAUGAUAUAUCUUCCCAAAUUUCUAUAUAUACUACACAACGCCCCGGUCUUUAUCCUUAAAACUUUUUUUAAGACGCUUAAUCAGAUUAUCCUGCCAUUUGUCUGGAACAAUCGGCCCCCUAGAAUGGCCUGGACGAAACUUUGCGCUCCCCUAACUGAAGGAGGCUUAGCCCUCCCUCUUUUUUACCAUUACUACCUAGCCUCGCAGAUACACUACCUACACUGGUGUUUUAUUCAUGACCCUUAUAAUCCGAAUAUGCAGCUUCAGGCAACAAUACUAGGAUCACUGGAAGGACUGAGUAGCUUUCCAUAUCGACACCUUAAAGACACAGGCCCACUACCAACAACCUUAACUAUCCCGCAUAAAGCUUGGACCAUCGCACUCACUCUACUCAAACACCCGCCACCCUUACUUACGUCUAGGCUGCCUCUCUGGGGUAACCAAUACUUACCACAACUUAGGUCACUACACAACUACAUAUAUUGGCCUCGCCACAAUAUCAAAUAUCUGGGAGAUCUAACAGAACACUCAACCUUCCCAACAUACGCACAGAUCUGAGAGAAAGCUCAACAACCUGCUCUCCCUUUUUACAAAUAUCUGCAACUGCGGUUAGCGUUCAGGGACCAAUUUGACACUCUCACCCCACAGCUCACUUCAUUAACAGUGGAGGUAAUCCUUCAUUCUAACAACUCAGCAAAGCUCACCUCAAAUCUAUACCAAAACUUACUUUCAGUAGGCCCCAAACCCUUUAAUUCCGCACAAAUAUGGUGGACCUCCCAAAUACCAGCACUCACCCAAGAUGACUGGGAAGAGGCAACAGACUCUAUGUAUAACUGUCUCAUAUCUAUUAAAGACAGAUUAAUACAGUAUAAAACCUUUCAUCACCUCUAUAUCACACCAUUAAGGUUGCGCCAGAUGGGCCGUACCCCAACAGAUCAGUGCCCGAGAUGUGCAGCAAGCCCUGCUAACUUCUUUCAUAUGAUCUGGUCAUGCCCCCACAUCUCUAAGUUCUGGUCAGCAGUCACCAAAUACCUAUCAAACAACCUAGCCUUCCCCAAUGUGACUGCACCUGAAACCUGCUUGCUAGGAGUCCUAGACAACAUAAUUGCCCAAAACAGCUCCCGGAUACGCUACAGAAUAUUAUUGUUCUAUGCAAAAAAAACAGUCGCUAUGCAUUGGAUGGGCCCUACCCUGCCCACCAUUACAGCCUGGAAGAAUUUAGUGAAUGUGGUUGCCCCUCUGUAUAAACUCACGUACGAAAUUAGGGGCGCACCUGACAAAUUUGACAAAGUCUGGGGCCCUUGGUGUGAUCUAGAGGGUAACUGAACGAUCCUGCUCCCAGUUACAUAAUAAGCCCCCCAACGUCCUCCCAACCUGUUCUCCCACACCCUGAAUACACAAGUUCAGUAGGGUGAUGGAUCCAAGAUGCGGGAAUUACUGCCAGCUACACACUCUGUAAUGUCAUACCUACCCACUCAGUAUUGGUAACAAAUCCUAAAGGUAGACCUGGAAAAGACUAAUGCGUCUUCCUCAUUGCAUUGUUAAAUGUGAUAUUUUGUGUUUUGUUUGUAUGAAAAGUUAAUAAAAUACACCUUUCAAAAAAAAAGAAA